Phyllostomus discolor (pale spear-nosed bat) is the source of this 4033-nucleotide messenger RNA. RefSeq names its product RPGRIP1 like (gene RPGRIP1L). Gene Ontology annotation, molecular function: thromboxane A2 receptor binding. The transcript is spliced from 26 exons. The record is from RefSeq and is a predicted model, not a curated record. Gene Ontology annotation, cellular component: photoreceptor connecting cilium. Lineage: Eukaryota; Metazoa; Chordata; Mammalia; Chiroptera; Phyllostomidae. Bases 212 to 4018 code for a protein of 1268 amino acids. Gene Ontology annotation, biological process: non-motile cilium assembly; retinal rod cell development.
CGCCCGGAGCGCUUCGGGAUUUAAAGUAUUAGAAUUUCCCAGGUCUGAGGAGGGAGCGAGCUGGCGGACUAGGGCCAGAGGAAAACUACAUUUCCCAGGAAGCAAUGGGGCCUGCCAUGUUUUUCCCGUGCUUCUCUCGGCCGGCGGCGCGACACGCCGUCGGCGCUAUAGCAACCGUUAGCUACCCGCCGGGAGAGAGUGGCGCUAGGCCAUGUCUGGCCCCAGCGACGAGACCGCGGGAGACCUGCCGGUGAGAGACCUCGGUCCGGACCUCUUCGGAGCGGGAGGGCCGCAAGAAUCGUCAACAACACGAAUGAUGAAGUCUCACCAGGCCGUGUCACGGAUCAGUCGUGAGGAGCUGGAGGACAGAUUUUUGCGCUUGCACGAUGAGAACAUUCUACUUAAGCAGCAUGCCCGCAAGCAAGAGGAUAAAAUUAAAAGAAUGGCCACCAAGUUAAUACGGCUCGUUAAUGACAAGAAAAGGUACGAGCGGGUUGGUGGCGGCCCCAAGCGGCUGGGACGAGACGUGGAAAUGGAAGAAAUGAUGGAGCAGCUGCAAGAGAAAGUUCGCGAGCUGGAGAGACAAAAUGAAGUCCUCAAAAACAGGCUGAUCGCGGCCAAACAGCAGCUUCAAAUCCAGGGCUACAGGCAGACCCCUUACAACUACGUGCAGUCCCGCGUGAACACCGGGCGCAGAAAAGCGAGUGAGAGCACGGGCUCCCAGGACUGCCCCCGGAAAGGGAUUAGAUUCCAAGACGCAGACGUGGACCAACCCAUGCUGACAAAACACGGCAGCAGCUUCCUGGAGGAGGCCCGAGGAGAAAUAAGACACUUAGAAGACGUCGUCCAGUCCCAGAGAGGCCAGAUAGAAGAGUUAGAGCAGCUGGCGGAGAUCCUGAAAACUCAGUUGCGGAGAAAGGAAAAUGAAAUCGAGCUAUCUCUGCUGCAGCUUCGAGAACAGCAGGCUACAGAUCAAAGGUCAAACAUUCGGGACAACGUAGAAAUGAUCAAGCUUCAUAAGCAACUCGUGGAGAAAAGCAAUGCUCUUUCAGUGAUGGAAGGAAAAUUCAUUCAGCUUCAAGAGAAGCAGAAAACCCUCAGGAUCAGCCACGACGCCUUGAUGGCCAACGGAGAGGAGCUGAACAAGCAGCUGAAGGAGCAGCGCUCCAGGUGCUGCAGCCUGGAGAAGCAGCUGCACGCCCGGGCGUUCUCUGAGCAGAGGGUGGACGAGCUGCAAGAUAGAAUUAAUGAUUUAGAAAAGGAGCGGGAACUUUUAAAGGAAAACUAUGAUAAACUUUACCACAGUGCCUUCAGCCCCGCCCCGGAGGAGCAGUGGAAGUUAAAGGAACAGCAGCUGCAAGUGCAGAUCGCGCAGCUCGAGACGGCCCUAAAGUCCGACCUAACAGACAAGUCCGAGAUCCUCGACAGAUUAAAAAGCGAGAGAGAGCAAAAUGAGAAACUCGUCCAAGAAAACAGAGAACUGCAGUUGCACUACCUCGAACAAAAGCAGCAACUAGACGAACUUAAGAACCGCAUGAAGUUUUACAACCAGGAGAGUGACAUCAAUGCCGAUGAGCUGAGCGAGGCGCUCCUGCUUAUAAAGGCUCAAAAAUCACAGAAAAAUGGAGACCUUUCCUUUCUAGAGAAAGUAGAUAAUAAAGUUAAUAAAGAUCUAGAACACUCCCUGAGAGAGCUGCAAGCAACUCAUGCAGAAACAGUGCAAGAACUUGAAAAGACAAGGAACAUGCUAAUUAUGCAGCAUAAAAUUAAUAAAGAUUAUCAGAUGGAGGUCGAGGCCGUGACCCAGAAGAUGGAGAAUCUGCAGCAGGAUUACGAACUCAGAGUGGAGCAGUACGUUCAUCUCCUGGACGUCAGGGCGGCGCGCAUCCAGAAGCUAGAAGCCCAGCUAAAGGACAUUGCCUACGGCACCAAACAGUACAGAUUCAAGCCAGAAAUCCUGCCGGACGACUCCGUGGACGAAUUUGAUGAGACCAUUCACUUGGAACGAGGCGAAAACCUCCUGGAAAUCCACAUCAAUAAAGUAGCCUUUUCUUCUGAAGUUUUACAGGCGUCUGGCGACAGAGAGCCUGCCACGUUCUGUACCUAUGCCUUCUAUGACUUCGAACUGCAGACGACCCCCGUCGUGCGGGGUCCUCACCCGGAGUACAACCUGACCUCCCGGUACCUGGUGCACGUCGACGACUUAUUCUUGCACUACAUCCAGAGGAACACGGUCACUCUGGAGGUCCACCAGGCCUACGGGCCAGACUAUGAGACAAUCGCAGCAUGUCAACUGCGAUUCCACGAACUUCUAGAAAAAAGCGGCCGAAUAUUUUGCACGGCAGGUUUGGUUGGAACUAAAGGAGACAUCCCAAAUUUUGGCACAGUGGAAUACUGGUUCCAAUUAAGAGUUCCUGUGGACCAAGCAAUCCGGCUCUAUCGGGAGCGGGCAAAGGCUUUGGGAUAUAUAACAUCAAAUUUUAAGGGGCCAGAGCAAACACCAUGGUUGAGUCAACAAGCAUCCAAAACGGCUCAGCCCAGCUCUGCCGACUCCGGAGACGGCAGCCUGAACGAACUUCACAUCACCGUCCAGUGCUGUGCCCAGCUGCGGUCCCGCGCGGGCCAGCCUCAGCCACACCCCUAUGUUGUGUACAAGUUUUUUGACUUCGCCGACCACGAUACAGCCAUCAUUCCCAGCAGCAAUGACCCGCAGUUCGAUGAUCAUCGGUGUUACCCGGUGCCAAUGAACAUGGAUUUGGAUCGAUACCUGAAGUCAGAGUCUCUGAGUUUUUAUGUGUUUGAUGAUAGUGAUACCCAGGAGAAUAUUUAUAUAGGAAAAGCCAAUGUGCCUCUGAUUUCCUUGGCACAUGACAGGUGUAUCUCAGGAAUAUUUGAGUUGACGGAUCAUGAAAAGCACCCUGCAGGAACCAUUCGUGUUACAUUGAAAUGGAAGUUCGCUUACCUCCCACCAAGUCAGUCCCUGACCUCUGAAGGGUUAGGGAACGCCAUACACGAGGAAGAGUCGGAAGUUGCUCAGAGGCUGCCCCCGGCGUCCUCUGUGAGCACACUCGUCGUGGCCCCGACCCCUAAACCAAGGCAGCGUCUCACGGCUGUCACGAAGAAGGUGUCCUUCGUGGACGAUGUCCCGCCACAUCAGGACCCUGAGAUUUCUGCUGCUCCUGAGGAUAAGAAGGAAGUUCCACGAGAAGUCGAGCAUACACCGGAAAUAGAUACUAGCAUGCCAACUGUUUCACGUAUUUCCGAGGUGUCUCGAGACAGCGGAGCCGAUAAAACGAAAGAGGCUGCUGAGCAGGCGCAGCCGGGGAGGAGCAGUGACGUGUCUGUCCUGUCCCAGGGCCAGCUGGCAGAGCGCAGCGCGACCUCCUCGGAGGAUGACACAGAAGUGACCGAGGAGCUGGAACCGGAAGACGAAGAAAGCCAGUCAGCUUCCGACAGUGACGAGUGCAUCAUUCCAGGCCCCGUCUCCAAGCAAGCCAGGCAGGCGUCAGAAAGGAUUCGGAUCGAGGUCAUAGCUCUGAGCCUCAGUGACCCCCGCGUGACGGCGGACGCCGCCAUCCGGCGGCUCUUCGUGGAGUGCCGGUUCUACAGCCUCCCCGCCGAGGAGACGCCCGUGUCCCUCCCCAAGCCCCAGCGCGGGCAGUGGGUCUACUUCAACUACAGCCACGUGAUCUACGUGGAUAAAGAGAACAACCAAGCGAAGAGAGACGUCUUGAAAGCUAUACUGCAGAGACGAGACAUGCCCCGCGGAAGCAUCCGCUUCACCGUGGUCAGCGACCCGCCGGAAGACGAGCAGGAGCUGGAGUGUGAGGACGUGGGCGUGGCGGACGUGGACCUCGCGGCGGCCUUUCGGGAAGGGAGGGACCUCGUGGAGCAGGACAUCGACGUGCUGGACGCCCGAGCGGGCGGUGGAAGAAUCGGCCAGCUCCGGGUGACGGUCGAAGCGCUGCAGGCCCUCCGGUCUGUGUACGAGCAGUACAGGGAUGACUGGGAGGCCUGAGCGACGGCUCCCGCU